CACAAACUGAGCAGAGGAGAAAUUAUUCUGUGGUGUAAUCCAUCUGCUGGUCAAAGGGUGCUGCCAAAUGUGGCAAGAGACAUGCCGUCGUCCUCACAUCUGGAUUCGUCGGCAUUAAUGUCCACCCCCUGGUAAAAGUGGGGAAUUCUCCGAAUCAGCCUGAAGCGCAGACUGGGGGGAUGCCUAAAGUAGCUUCUCCCUCUGGGACUUCGUUGUCAACGGAGUUGUCCUCGCGCAGGUAUGAGGCCUGGGCAAUACUUUCCAUGUACUUCAUGUCUAAGGACACGAGUCCAGCUGAGCGCAAUGCACACAACUAGCGGGGUCGAUGGGAGCCUCCAUAGCGUCCCGGACGUGUAAUGCCUGCAGUUGCCAGGGUGAGCGUUGCUAGGCUUUUGCUGCUUUUUCUCCCCUUUCCCUGACGACUUGGCCGGUAAGCCUGUUGGACAUUGCGUUUCGACAGGACGGACAAAAGCAAACGGAAUUACCGGGGGGCUAGCUAGCCACUCCACGCGCUGCUCCUACAAUGGGAAUUUGGGAGAGACACUGGGUAAUGUGAGUUUGAGCCAGGUACGACUCCAAGUUCAGAGUGUGGACAGACCUCUGUACCGCGGCACAUAUCAUUGCUUCCAGUCUAUCGUAAGGCAAGAGUCGAUGACUGGUCUGUACAAAGGCAUUGGCUCCCCCAUGAUGGGUCUGACCUUCAUCAACGCCAUCGUGUUCGGUGUCCAGGGCAAUGCCAUGCGCAGGCUGGGCCACGACACGCCGCUCAACCAGUUCCUGGCCGGGGCGUCGGCGGGCGCGUUGCAGAGCGUCAUUUGCUGCCCCAUGGAGCUGGCCAAGACGCGCAUGCAGCUGCAGGGGUUGGGUGAGAGGAAGUCCAAGCAGAAGCUGUACAAGAACUCUCUGGACUGCCUGGUGCGCAUCUACCGGAAGGAGGGCUUCCGCGGUAUCAACCGGGGUAUGGUGACCACGCUAGUCCGCGAGACACCGGGUUUCGGGAUCUACUUCCUGACCUACGAUGUACUGACGCGCUCUCUGGGCUGCGAACCCGAUGACCCCUACAUGAUCCUCAAGUUGCUGUUUGCCGGAGGCAUGUCGGGCAUCACUUCGUGGAUCUCCACCUACCCUGUUGACGUCAUAAAGUCCCGGCUCCAGGCGGACGGCGUGGGCGGCCACAACAAGUACAAUGGCAUCGCUGACUGUGUGCGUCAGAGCCUGAAGCGGGAGGGCUGGCGGGUGUUCACGCACGGCCUCACCUCCACGCUGCUCCGGGCGUUCCCCGUCAACGCCACAACCUUCGCCACCGUGACUCUGUUCCUCAUGUACAUGCGAGACAAUGAGGGCGCCGUCAAUGACUGCGAGCCCCAGCCUGCCCACUCCUCUCUCACUGUGAGCCCACAGCAGGGCCAGCCCUCAAGCUUGUGAAUGGGAGAAGGUGGUGUUUCUGCUCUGGUGACCCUUAUUGGGUUGGAAGUGGUCCCAUAAUGCACCAGCUAAUAAGCUGAUGUGACUUGACCGCUCAACGUCAGCUUCACGAAGGCUAUUUUUACAAGAUGUAUGUAUGUUCAGAUGGUAAACCGCGCUUGUAAAUACUUGUCCCAUUUUGACCCCUGGUUUUUACAGGGUACACUUUUUAAAAAUUAUAUAUAAUUUAGUCUUUUUGAGAAGUAAUUGGGGAAAGAAACUAGCAGUGAAAAAGCACAAAUGUCUGACCUAGUCAUCCCUUAUGAAUGUAUAGUGGGGCAAAAAAGUAUUUAGUCAGCCACCAAUUGUGCAAGUUCUCCCACUUAAAAAGAUGAGAGGCCUGUAAUUUUCAUCAUUGGUACACUUCAACUAUGAGACAAAAUGAGAAAUUCAGAAAGUCACAUUGUAGGAUUUUAAUUUAUUUGCAAAUUAUGGUGGAAAAUAAGUACUUGGUCAAUAACUUAUCUCAAUAAUUUGUUAUAUGCCCUUUGGCAAUGACAGAGUUCAAAUGUUUUCUGUAAGUCUUCACAAGGUUUUCACACACUGUUGCUGGUAUUUUGGCCCAUUCCUCCAUGCAGAUCUCCUCUAGAGCAGUGUUUUGGGACUGUUGCUGGGCAACACAGACUUUCA
Molecule: messenger RNA, 2094 nt
Organism: Oncorhynchus gorbuscha (pink salmon)
Lineage: Eukaryota; Metazoa; Chordata; Actinopteri; Salmoniformes; Salmonidae
Product: mitochondrial basic amino acids transporter-like
Exons: 3
Coding region: 652-1425 (257 amino acids)
Biological process (GO): mitochondrial L-ornithine transmembrane transport
Cellular component (GO): mitochondrion
Molecular function (GO): high-affinity L-arginine transmembrane transporter activity
Source: RefSeq, a predicted model, not a curated record